Cylicocyclus nassatus is the source of this 483-nucleotide messenger RNA. The record is from the annotation of a GenBank genome assembly. NCBI's taxonomy places the organism in Eukaryota, Metazoa, Nematoda, Chromadorea, Rhabditida, Strongylidae.
AUGUUCAUCCAUUUGUUCGCGGUUUUACCAAUAGUUGAGGUAUUACCGGUAAAAGAUGAAGUAAAAGACCAUUGUAAGGGUGGGAUUGAGAAGAAAGAACUGCAAAAGUUGGGUUUACCUGGCUAUGGAUGGAAAAUCAAAGCACUGAGCUCGAUUAACAGGCACUUCGAAGGAAUUGAUAUUAAGUACUGCCCACAAGCGGAGGGAUUGGCCAAACGUUGUUUAAAAUAUGACAUCGACGAUCCAACAGUCAAUCGUGAGCUCUGUAGGCCAUUCUCUUAUACACCUAGCAAACAUUCUGGUACUCCAGUAAAAAGAAAAGACAUCGCUUUUUUACUUGGACCAGAAUAUGACAAGUAUUGUUAUGAUCCGUUGAUAUACAGGAGAAACCGUCUUAUGUAUCAUGUGCCAGGGACCGUCUUUACAAAAGUCAUGUAUAUUCCUGCGUCUUCAAGGACGAAGUCAGCUCAGUUAGAAUCCUAA